GUUGGACAAAAAAUGUUGUGUGUCGUUUGUUUUUUCGCAGUGUUUUAAUAAGUGUGUGGUGUGUUUUCUCUUUUUCUAAUAAACUCCCAAGAAAUUUUAACUUAUUAAACAAACCCUUAAAACAACAAAAUUAAUUAAAAGAAAUUUGUAGCAAAACUACUAAGCCGCUUAAGUGGUUAUAAAAAGUGUUUAACAAAAAAAUCUUUCCAAAACACCAAAAAAAAAACAAAUAAGUGUUAAUAAUGAGCGAUUUGGAAAAUGCCAAUUCCGUGUUUGAUAUAAGUGUUAAAUUAUGUUCUGCCAUUGAAAAACAUAAAUGUCUUUACGAUCGCAAUUCGGUGCGUAAAAAUUCUACGCCAGAAUGUGAAAAGGCUUGGCAAGUAGUGGCGAAAGAGUGUAAUCAAACCGUUGAUUAUUGUAGAAAUCGUUGGAAGAAUUUACUGCGAGCUUUUUAUCAGGGUGUAAAUAGACGUGGUAACCCCUAUUAUUUGCAUGAUUAUAUGAGCUUUCUUUUGGAAGAUGAAAAAAAGACAAAAUCCAAACGACAACCAGAAGCGGCUUUAAAUGAUGAAACCAAUUCCACUAUUACACAUGAUGAAAUAGUCAAUGUAGAUGAUGAUGCAGCUGAUGAAAGUGAUAGUAAUACCAAUAGUGCUGAUGAAUCGAAUGAAAAACUAGACGGAAACAAGAGCCAAAGGGGUGGAAGUGGUGUUUUUAUUGUAGAUGAAAUCGGUGAAGAAGCUGGUGAGGGUGAAAAUCGCGAAAGGCGUUUAAGUUAUAAACGUUCAUGCAAAAGAGGCUUGGAUCCUGAGUUACUGGGUGAAUUAGGAGAUGAAGAUUCACAAGAACCGGAGUCUAAACGUACACGUAAAGUUGUCAAGGAAGGAGGAAAACGUUCGGAGGAUAAUGAUUUAGAGUUGUUGCCUAAUAAAAAAGUUGUGGUUAGAAUAGAUAAAAUUAAAAUCAACAAACCAUUUAGUGAUAAUAAAAGUGCGCAGGAGUUAGAGGAAAUGCGUUCUAAGAUGAUAAAAGAUACAAUGAAUUCUUCUGAGAGGUUUUUUGUGGAGAAGAAAACCUCGACUCCUAAACCUAUUAAAAUGGUGGAUUGUGGUACUUUUACUGCAGUGGCUACCAGAUGUAUAGGAACACAGUAUGAAGCUUCAAUUGAUUUUCUGGAUUAUGAUGAAAUUUUUAUGCAAUCAAUUAAACAACGUCUUCAGGAAAUGAAUGCUAGACAAAAAAUGAAUUUUAAAGCAAAAAUUUAUCAGUCGUUAUUAGAAGUAUUCGAUGACACUGCCGAUUUUCCAGGAACAAAUGAGGUACUAAAAUUUCCCCAUAAAAAACCGCAGGUGGUUAAUACCACCACGGGAGAAUUAAGAUUAAUGCGUGAAUUGGUUUCUUUGGUGCAGGCAGCCAAAAAUACACCUGAAAUUAUAAAUGCUAAAGAAAAAAUAAAAACAAAUACAGCUUUUACUACGGCUGCCCAACCGGUUCAAGCUCCUACUGCUAGCAAACCCUCUAUUAAAUUGCCGAUGCCUAAUAAUGCAGACAAUAGCUCAAAGGCACAAAUAUCGCCUCUCUCCCUAAGUCCCUCAUUAGAUGAUGAUGAUUUUCAAUUCUCUUUGGACAAUAUAGAUGAUGAUGACGACAUAGAUUUACCACGCACUUGGGAGGAAAUAAAAGCUAAACCGUCAGAAACGGCAAAGACUACAGCUACUGCUACACCAACAGUAGAGGAAAAUGUUAUGGGUUUGCCACGGCGCAUUCUGCAAAAAGUUGUAAGAGUUUCAGGCCCUUCUGGCAGUACUAUAGUAGCUAGAGAUGGCGACAAGAAACGUAUUUAUCGUAUAUAUCCGAAAGCAAUGAAUCCAAACCAUAACAUAACUUCUAGCAUAGCUAAUAAAAAUACCAAUAUGGGUACGUUUUAUGUCACACCAGCUAAGGGACCAGGAGAAACAGUUGUAGUCCCAAACACUAAUAAAAAUCAAAUAACCGUACGUUCGUUCAAUACGAAUAAUAAUACUAAAUCUCCUGUAACAACUUCUAACGCAGAUGUUACAACUUCUGCAAAUAGCAACAAUCAAUCUUCUGUAACUAAUUUGGGAAACCAAACAGCAUUCAAAAAUGUACAUCCCGCUAAUCGUAUACUAAGCUCUACUACUGGUUUAUUUAAAACAGUAGCUUCACCAAAACCUCUUACUAAUACCAUUAAUCAAAAACCUACAAAUGUACAGACAAUCUCCAAUUUCCAAAGCUCCACCGUAACUAAAGUCUCAGCAGUGGCCAAAAAUCCUAUGUUGCCUCCCACUUCAGCUAAUCUUGCGGCUAAAAGACAAAUAGUACGUAGUCACAUUAAUGCUCCACAAAUGAUGCAAAGACGUUAUUCCAUAUGUGGUCCUUUGCCGGUGGAGAAAACCCAAAAUACCCCAACUACUACGACAGGCUCUCCCAUUACGUCCAAAGGCUCUAAUGCACUCAAUAACCUACCACAAACUCAGUCUUCAACGUCUUCUUCACUGUCACAAAUACAAAUCUCACAACCCAUCAGCCUUAAUACAUCAGCCGCUCCCAGCACUAGAACCCAAAAAAUUUCCCAUAUCCAAGCCUUACCAACUCCAAACGUAGGUGACUACUCUACUCCUGUAGCUGAUAUAAAAAUCUCAUUUAAAGAAUCAGCUGGCAACAAACCUAAAACCCCAACCGAAGAAAUACCCAUUCUAGAGACCGCCGGCACAGUGGGUGUUGAUGUUUUGGAUCCAUUGUUUGUUAAGCAGUCCCAUAUUAAAUCGGAACCCUCAGAUGAUUAAACUGAAAGCAACCUAUUUAUAAACUUUUUUAUGUAUGUCUUUUGUAUAUCCUUUUUUUCGUGUUUAUAUGUAUAUAAUUGCAUUACAUAUUAAAAUUAAACCAAGUUUUCAGUAAAUAAAUAUUGAAAUUAAUUUCAAA
Lucilia cuprina (Australian sheep blowfly) is the source of this 2946-nucleotide messenger RNA. RefSeq names its product mucin-5AC. NCBI's taxonomy places the organism in Eukaryota, Metazoa, Arthropoda, Insecta, Diptera, Calliphoridae. Gene Ontology annotation, molecular function: DNA binding. The coding region runs from base 243 to 2807 and encodes 854 amino acids. Gene Ontology annotation, cellular component: nucleus; transcription regulator complex. Gene Ontology annotation, biological process: regulation of transcription by RNA polymerase II. The transcript is spliced from 2 exons. The record is from RefSeq and is a predicted model, not a curated record.